Cuscuta campestris is the source of this 1059-nucleotide messenger RNA. The record is from the annotation of a GenBank genome assembly. NCBI's taxonomy places the organism in Eukaryota, Viridiplantae, Streptophyta, Magnoliopsida, Solanales, Convolvulaceae.
UCUAAUAUUCUCGUAAUGGUAUCAAAGAAUGAAACCCACUAAAGUUAUUUGAUUAGUUUAUAUGUUUAUUAAUUUAUGUAAUUUAUUUAACAUAGGGAACAAAAGUAUUUGCCAUGGCAAACAGCAGAGACAUUGAUCAAGUUGAUCGAGUACUUGAUUUGAAUAAAACUUACAACAUAACUAAUGCGGUUGUGUUUCCAAGUAAAUAUAAUGUACCACCGCCAUCGCCACAUUACAAGUAUGUUUGGAUGCUCAGUAGGCAGACUUAUAUUGAAAAAGUCCCCGAUUCAGAUGAAAUUGAAAUAUCAAACGAGCAAGAAGAUACACUAACAGCAUUUCAUGAGUUCUACAACCUUAUUGGAACUAAGUGUCCCAUAAAUUUCAUGGCCAUUGUUCUAGAAAAGAUGCCCCGAGAAUAUAUUUCAGUUAAAGAGACGGCAAAGACAGCAUACGAAUUCACAAUUGUUAAUGAAGAAAUGAAGCCAAUGUUACUGACGUUGUGGGAAGACUUUGCCAUUUAUCAAGGGAAGGAACUCAUGUCUGUGUUGGAUAGUGGCCGAUUCCCAAUAAUUUUGGGAAAGAGGGUUAUUGUCAACAACUUUAAUGGUGUUUCCCUAUGUACUCGAUCCGAUUCCAUCUUUGAAGUGAAUCCCACGAAUCCAAGAUCAGAAUCCCUUAAAAAAUGGCGAGAUGAGAGCAUUGAUCUUAUGAAGAGGUACAUCGACCUGAAGACAUAUAAACAUGCCUUAAUUGCGCUUGCAUAUCCUCCUGGCCAACCAAAGACCAAAGUUGUUAACAUUGCCGAAAUGAAUAUCCAGACGACGCGGCAAGUUUCUACAUUGGUUGUGACUAUUGUAAUCGAAAAGUUUGUGGCCCGGAAGGGGGAAGCUAUAGAUGUUUGGAUUGUGGCAAUCCUAAUGCACGCGCUGAAAAGAAGUACAAGAUGGAAGUUGCCUUGAGUGAUGAAACGGGACAAAUAGUAGGAACCAUUUUCGAUGAAGAUUUCAACCGCCUGUUGCAAAUCACAAACACAAUUCAUCGUUCAGGAUCAAUUGACAU